This is a messenger RNA of Knipowitschia caucasica, 786 nucleotides long. Lineage: Eukaryota; Metazoa; Chordata; Actinopteri; Gobiiformes; Gobiidae. The record is from the annotation of a GenBank genome assembly.
AUGGAGCUAAAACGCGACAAGAGCCAUGAGGGAGACCACGAGAGGAUAUCACCAGUGCUCCUCAAGUCACGAACAGGGGAAUUUGACUUGGAAUCUAUACUUUUUCUGAAAUUGAGAAAUCAAGGAAUACAUGACCUGGGAUGCAUUGGGGAGUGUGUGAAUAUUGAGAAGCUGGACCUGUCUGGGAAUAACGUCAACAAUCUAUCUUCUUUGGCAUCACUCCGGCUUCUUUCUGUUCUGAACUUGUGCGCAAACCGGAUCUCUAACUUAGAUCCUCUGCGAAAUUGCGAGUCGUUGCAGAACAUAAACUUGUGCGGUAAUCUCAUAAACAGCUUCGAAUGCCUUUACGCUCUUCAAUCUCUGAGAAAACUUGAAAAUAUCCGCCUUAAAGACAACACGUAUAAUUAUUCCAAUCCAGUUUGCAGAAACGCUGCUUACCGAACACAUGUUUUAGAAAUGUUUCCCAACAUCAAAGUGCUCGAUGGUGAGAGAGUCGUCGGCCGAGGGAGUGAUUUGUACCAAUUAUGCAAAGAUAUUGACGAUACUAUUAAAGCGGGUUCGUACAAAAAUGGGCAGCUGGUUGAGCAGUCGGACUGUAAACCGUGGGUGGAGGAUCAUUUCUGGGAGAUCAAGAGGUCCAACAAUGCCAUAGUGGAUGAAGCCUAUAAGCAGUUCAAUGAUGUUCUUCAUGAAUGUAGGCUUCUUAACAACAGAGCGACUCAUGUGAUCUCUCAGACGGAGCGAUCGAUGAGCCUGAAGAAGCAGUCCAAGCAGUACGCCUUAUAA